AUGGACACCGGCACCCGAUCUGAAUGGCUGGGCCUGAUACAUAUCGUCUCGUUCGGCCUAUGCUGCUACGGCAUGCGGUUUAUUCGAUGGGCCCAGCUCCACAAGCCACUCGCCGUGACGCAGCUGCUUUCGAUCGUGUUUUGGGGCCUGUGUGCAUUCUUCGAAACCAUGGCACUGCAGACAGCCUGCCAGCAGGACCAGCACGUUGUAUCAUGCUCCCAGAUCUUCCAGACCCUCUCGGUGGUCUGUCAAGGAUGCGGAUUCGGCUCGCUGUCGCUGGGCUACUCGAUUCGCCUGCGCGUCGUUAUGAUCAAGUCGUUGCAGCGGAACCUGACCUGGAUCCUGAUUCUGCUGUCCUUGGCUCUGCCGUCGGCACAGAUUCUCGAAGCCUUGCACCAGUGCUGCCAGCUUCUUCAAUCGUCGUUCUACCGCCCAUAUGUGGGAUUCAUGACACUGCUAUUUUCGCUCAUCAGUCUCAUCGACAACAUCGCCUUUGGAUGCAUCGUCAUGCGGCAGCUCAUCAAGGGCUCGCAGAGCUUCUCACAGUUCCAGCGGGAGCAAACGAUCCUCGUCGUCUUGACGUGGGCUCUGAACAUCUCCAACUUUUCCAUGUCGCUGCUCAUCCUCCUCUCCCAGGACGAGAGCAUAUACAGCUUUAUGGUGAUUCUAUGGAGCUUUGAGACUCUGGUGUUUUGCUGGGUCAACGACUUUGUCUCGCGGGUGAUCAGGCGCGGCGGCGUGUUCAUCAUCAUGACCGAUGAGAUCUAUUCGUUUGAGUUUGGCAGCAGCGAUAGGGCGAGCUGA
Molecule: messenger RNA, 804 nt
Organism: Polychytrium aggregatum
Lineage: Eukaryota; Fungi; Chytridiomycota; Chytridiomycetes; Polychytriales
Exons: 1
Coding region: 1-804 (267 amino acids)
Source: RefSeq, a predicted model, not a curated record